Staurois parvus is the source of this 466-nucleotide messenger RNA. Lineage: Eukaryota; Metazoa; Chordata; Amphibia; Anura; Ranidae. The record is from the annotation of a GenBank genome assembly.
GAGCUCCUGAGAGUGACCCAUUCUUUCACCAAUGUUUGUAGAAGCAGUCUGCAUGCCUAGGGGCUUGAUGUGUACACCACCUGAUUGUGAAUCCAUUGGGAGGGGAUUGGAACACCUGAAUCACAUGAUAUGGAGGGGAUUGGAACACCUGAAUCACAUGAUAUGGAGGGGAUUGGAACACCUGAAUCACAUGGGGGGAUUGGAACACCUGAAUCACAUGAUAUGGAGGGGAUUGGAACACCUGAAUCACAUGAUAUGGAGGGGAUUGGAACACCUGAAUCACAUGAUAUGGAGGGGAUUGGAACAACUGAAUCACAUGAUAUGGAGGGGAUUGGAACACCUGAAUCACAUGAUAUGGAGGGGAUUGGGACACCUGAAUUACAUGAUUGGGAGAGGUUUGGAACACCUGAAUCACAUGAUUGGGAGGGCGGGGGACAAUACUUUGGGCAACAUGGUGUAUCUGCAU